This is a messenger RNA of Exaiptasia diaphana, 4040 nucleotides long. Its product is annotated as ral guanine nucleotide dissociation stimulator-like 1. Lineage: Eukaryota; Metazoa; Cnidaria; Anthozoa; Actiniaria; Aiptasiidae. Gene Ontology annotation, biological process: positive regulation of GTPase activity; Ras protein signal transduction. Bases 190 to 3564 code for a protein of 1124 amino acids. Gene Ontology annotation, molecular function: guanyl-nucleotide exchange factor activity. Gene Ontology annotation, cellular component: plasma membrane. The record is from RefSeq and is a predicted model, not a curated record. The transcript is spliced from 7 exons.
AAAUUAUUUAUGGCUGUCUCGACCAACAUGGCUGCAGAGGUCGAUUCGCCGACUUAAAGUUGUUUACCACGUAAAUUUACCAAAAUAGCGGCAGUUUUCGGAAGAAAAAUCUUGGGAACACUUCAUUUCCUUGAAUAUACGUACUGUAAUGCAGUGUGGAUUGGGUAAUGCAGCUGAAAUGUGGCAAAAAUGGCUUCGGUUUUUGACGGUAUAAAAUCAGUUGUUGAAGAGAGGCUCUCGCCCGCUAAAACACCCUUUUUUACGUCGGUUGACUGCAACCAGCGAGAUGUYCUUAUUGAAGGUGAAUUUAUCGAGUUAAAUGAUCAACUUUGGAUCGAUAAACAUGUUCGCAUUCUGGUUACAUCGGAGUUCUUGUAUUUAACUGAGGAAGGAUCAAAAACCCAAAUCAAAAAGCAGUCACAUGUGUUGCAACCAGACCCAGCCAAGACUGUAUUGAAGUUCGACCGUAGCGAUAUUGAACUGGAGUUGAUCGAGGGAUGUCAGUAUACAUUUAGAGCUAAAUGGAGUGGCGAUGAAGCUUGGAAAACAUACCGUUUGUGCGGACAAGUUAGCGAUCAGGAAUGGUUGAAGUGGAUUCGAUGUUUUCAGCUAUGUACAAGUAGUUUGGAUACACCCGUGCCUAUGGCGAUCCCCGAGACGAUCAAUACUGAUAUUUCUUCAUCAGAUGAUGAAGAUGAUGACGCWGAAGCAGAAGAGGUUUCAUUGCCGAAAUGUUUGCCAUUGUGUGUGGACCGAGCGAUGUCUAUGUUAAGUAUGACUAUGCUUAACCCUAGCAAUGUUAGGAAGCUCGCUUUCUCGAAUUUACAAGAUAAAUAUCAAAAAACCGCAUCUCUGGGGACUAUUGGAAGCGAAAAUGAAGAUGUUUUCGAAUCUGUCGAAGCUGGCACGCUAUUUCCUUCGACUUCAUAUCCAAGAUUGUCUUUUACUAAACCUUUUUGCACAUUUUCAUUAAUGAAUGUCUCUGAUCUCGAGAAUGUAAACAUUGAUAAUGACCUGAAAUCCAAGAGGGGUCUCAGAGAAUCCCUGGAUCAAGGGUAUGUUCAACAAAUUAAAUCAAAAUCACUCAAUAAACAAAGAAAAACAGCUAAAUUCCAAAACAUCACAGCAACAGAAAUAACACUGCAAAAUAGAAUAGAUCAUCUACGUGCYCAUCCUAGCAAUUUAAACUUUGUACGUAGGCACUUGUGGGAUGAAAAAACUCUUUCUGUCCCCUCUGCUGUUCAUAACCGAAGGCUGUCACUCUCAUUAGCCCUAACCUGCGAUUCUAAUAGAAUACCRCAGAGUACAGAGCAUUUGCAAUUAGGGGAUAUGAACCCAGCUAAGCGGGCACUCCAGCGCACAGAGAGUUCACCAGCUAGACAACUAUAUAUGUCAAAUACAAAGGCAACRACAACACCUAUUAUCAAAACCCCAGUAGCACGAAGACUGAACUUUAAAGAUGACAUGGCAAUAGAUGUAAACAUCCCUGACCAGAAACCACAAAAAGCAAAAGUGCGCAGGUUUUUAACAAUUCUUCAAAAGAAACGGACCCGGAAUCAUCCACCUUUGCCAGAAAUACCCUUCUCUCCUGCAAAAGACUUAAGCAGUACUAAUGUUAACACUAGCCCAUCAAAGCUUAGACGAAUUAAAAGUUUUAGUGCUGGCUCAACGGGGCGUAGCCGCAGACAUGAAGAGCUUAGUCCCAGCAAAGAAACAAGAAAAGAUAAAGUUGUUCUUAACUUGUCUCCACUUCAAACGUCAUCACCAGAUUCACUCAACGASUCUCCGCUCAGUAGAAAAGGAAGUACUUCGAGUAGCUCAGGUAGCGCAAGAAAAAAAUUUGUACAAMGAAUUCUUUCYCCAAUUCUAAAGUCUUCAACRCUUGACGAGGGCGAAGUUGGMCGAUCSAUCAGCCCUACUGAAGUACCAUUUAGUCCAGAUUUURGUGAUGUACUGCUGAACGGAGGUCCUCGCGGGCUCGUGGACAUCGACUCACUCACUUUCGCUAAGGAGAUAACACUAAUUGACAAGGAGUUGUUUGUUAGGAUACUAUGGCAUGAACUCGAGAGUUGUGGCUGGAUGACAAAGGACAAGUACGUUCGUUCGCCUAAUGUAAUGGAGAUCGUAGAGUUCUUUAAUCGAAUAGCUUUAUUGGUCGCUACGGAAAUCCUUGCAGAAGAAACACCACAAGCCAGAGCACGUGUCAUCUCUAAAGUUAUUCAGAUUGCAGACAAAUGUCGGUUGCUUGGAAAUUUCAACUCACUAAAGGCUUUAAUGGCGGGUCUUCAGUCAACGCCUCUUUAUCGGAUGAAGGAAACUUGGAAAGAAGUUUCAUCGAAGAGAAAAAAAAAAUUCCGAGAUUUAUCGAUUCUUAUGGGAGAGAGCGAUAACUUCGCGCUGUACCGUAAAGAAAUGGCCAACUGUGUUGCUAAUGGCGCUUGUCUUCCAUUCUUGGGUGACUUUCUUACUCAGAUUGCCCAGUCCCAGGCUUUCAUGUCAGUUAAGAGAAAAAGACAAAAAAUAACAAAAGACACACAGCCGGAUGACAGCACCGAUGGCUCGCCCGUAAAUGGCGUGACAAAGUGCAAUGGCGUUACACCACUGUCUCACAACGAAGUCAACUCCUGUCCUGCCACUCCUAGGGAAUUUUCCCCAGACACAUCAUGUAACUUGAUAGACGAGAAACGAGAGACUACAGUCACGUGUUCGUUGCAUGACGUUUUCUCACGUGAYAGGCCGAAGCGAAGUUCGACGCGUAUGAAACUGCGAAGGUUUUAUAGUCGACAGAACAGCACGGAGAUCGAAACACCCUUCAAUCACAACAGAAAUCACAGCGCAGAGCUUCUCGACGUCCACCGCUUCAAGUCMAAACUAAUGCCAGCAAGUUCUGACUCGGUUAUYUCGAACUCCAAUAGCUCAAAUARUCACUAUGGUAACAGYCCUCGCACGCCAUCKUCCAGUAGACCACCGCUGCUACGGCGCAUGUCAGAGAGUGCUUCAUCGUCCUUCUUCAGCGGARGUUYAUCUGGUAAACCUAAAAGACGGUUUUCAGAAAGCUCCAAGUCGUCAAAGCCAAGACGGUUCUUUCUAGAUGGUCUAGUGCGACGCAGUACCAGUAGCAACUCGGUCAAAGAUAGCCGUGCUCAUAGGGGAAURACUAACGAUGURCUGGGACAUAGCUUUAGUACACAGUCCAUACGAGARGGCUCRGUAAAUUCACACGAGGUUCUGGGKAAAAGCGUCAGCACUCCUUUAAUUAAAGAUGGUUGUAAUUUGCUGUCACGAGAUAUCUCGCAGGAUGUCUCGCGGGAUUGUUCCUGCGAACGACUUGAGAGUUCGUCGACGUUUGACGAAGAGCGAUGGCAGUCUCUGGUUAGAUCGUCAGAUAGUAGUAAUAUAGCCGGCACAGAGCUACAACUCAUCAAGUACCAGAUGGCCGCUGUACAGUAUGACUUCAUUAGCAAUCCUGAAGUCCGUCAGUUUCUGCUUAACGCCUCGUUCAACACUGAAGAAGAAAAUUACAGACUCUCUCUCAAACGAGAACCACCYGUCAAGGCCACGUGAUUGGYUAAGUCGCUAUACCUCUGACUGAAUUCCGUGUGGGCCGUCCCCAUUCUCUUUGCGUUAAUACACCGUUCAGUGCGACGCUAUAACUUCCGGCGUAAUUAAAUGUGAUGCCACAUGGACUGUAUGACGUCACCUCAACUAUUUGGACAUUGCAACUAUGAUGAUGUCACAGCAAGCAUACAUAACGACGUCAUUCUCUCUAUAUCGACUAUAUCCUGACUGCUAUGAGGCCACGUCGACAAGAAUGACGUGACAUCAUGAUGGCGCCAUUCUGACAAAACUUAUGGCGAUAUUUAUCCCUCUUGCAAUGACGUUGGAAAGAACUUACGCAGAAACUGUUUUGAACAUUGGAUUCAGUAGAAGAGAAGAUUGCUUGGAGCUCUUGGAGAGCUCUUGUCAUGGAAAUGGGACAUAAACAUUUCUUGGGGGAAUUUGAAAUCAGUGUAGCAGAGUAGCAAUCGUAAACCUGCGGA